AUGUACACUCUUCUUCUGCUCCGAUUUCUUCAAGAAGAAGGGCUUCUUGCCCUGCUUGACGAGCUCCUUCUCCUUCUUCUUGUGCUCGCGCAUCAGCUCGUCCUCGCGGUCCUUGCGCUCCUGCGACCGCUUCUCGUCCUCCAUCUUGCGCAGCUUCAGCUUAGCGUCCUCGCGGUCCGCGGGCGUAACGCCCUUCUUCCGCGUGAUGAUCUCACGCAGCUUGGCCAUCUCAUCGUCCCGGUACUCGUCCAGAAAGGCGUAGUUGCGGCGGAACCGCCGGUAGUCCUCGCCCGUCAGCUCCUGCUCGAACCGCACGUCCCGCGGCUUCGGUCGCGCGUUGGGCGGCGGCUUGACCACCUCGCGGUACCGAGAUACGGGCCGCUUGGACGACAUUUCCUCGGGUGCGCUCUUGGUUUUGCGGCCCGGCGCAGAAGCGGAGGCGGCGGCGGCGGCUGA
Molecule: messenger RNA, 456 nt
Organism: Pyricularia pennisetigena
Lineage: Eukaryota; Fungi; Ascomycota; Sordariomycetes; Magnaporthales; Pyriculariaceae
Exons: 2
Coding region: 1-456 (151 amino acids)
Source: RefSeq, a predicted model, not a curated record